CAGAUUCGUCUUUGUCGAAGAUGAGCCCCUGCUCUGAAGCGGGGAAACCCUGCAACCCCUGCCUGGACGCAGCGAAGGCGUGCAACCUCAACGAGACGUGCAAACGUCUGCGAUCUGCCUACAACUCCAUCUGCAGCAAGGCCACUCCUCCGCAGCCCUCCCUGGCCAAUCAGGAGCCGUGCAGCCGGAAAAGGUGUCAGAAGGCUCUGCGGCAGUUUUUCGAGCGGGUGCCGUGGGAGCUGAGUUACCCGCUGCUGUUCUGCUCCUGCCCCGACCAGGCGUGUGCCGAGCGCCGCCGCCGCACCAUCGUCCCGUCCUGCUCCCACCAGGAGAGGCACAGACCCGUCUGCCUGGAGCUGCGACACACCUGCCGCUCAGACGCUCUCUGCAG
Messenger RNA from Paralichthys olivaceus (Japanese flounder), 391 nucleotides. The record is from RefSeq and is a predicted model, not a curated record. Lineage: Eukaryota; Metazoa; Chordata; Actinopteri; Pleuronectiformes; Paralichthyidae.